Molecule: messenger RNA, 1161 nt
Organism: Photinus pyralis (common eastern firefly)
Lineage: Eukaryota; Metazoa; Arthropoda; Insecta; Coleoptera; Lampyridae
Exons: 3
Coding region: 106-1161 (351 amino acids)
Source: RefSeq, a predicted model, not a curated record
CAUUUUCUUUCUGACCAUUAGAAAUUAAAAGGUAAGUUUUUUGGGUUGAAAAAUAUUUUGAUACUUACUAAAGCAUUUUUUGUGCUUCUUUUAGUAUUUUGUAAAAUGGAUGAACAAGAUGGUCCAACAACACCUCCAAAAAAGGCUAAAAGAAUAAAUAAAUAUAGAAAAGAAUGGGAAAAUACCUUUAAUUGGCUCACAGAAGAUAAUCAAAAAGCUAGGUGCAAUUUAUGUAAAAAGUCUUUUUCAUGUAUGUAUGGAGGUCUGGGUGACAUAAAGAGGCACGCGGAAGGUGCUGAUCAUAAAAAACACGAAGUUGUGGUAAAACAAAAUAAAACACUACAAUCAUUUUUGGGUCAAACAGAAGCUAUGAACUCUCAGCAAGAAAAAAUACUGGCCGCAGAAGUGACAAACGUGUAUCACACUGUUAAACAUGCUCAUUCCUAUAAUUCAUUAGAUUGCACAACGCAGUUGCUUUCAGUAAUGUAUUCUGAUUCCCAUAUUGCAACAAAAAUUCGUUUGGGUAGGACAAAAGCAAGUAUGAUUGCUUUUAAUGUCCUUGCCCCGUUUUCAAUACAAAGUCCAUUAUGUGAGCUUAGCAAAGGAGUAUUUUUUGGAAUCUCUACAGAUGCCUCCAAUCAUGGAAGCGCUAAAUUAUUCCCAAUACUUCUAAGAUAUUAUACACCAUCAGAAGGAGUAAAAUUAUUUCUUCUUGAUUUUUUCGAAGAUCCCGACGAAAGCGCAAAUGCCAUUUACACCAAUAUAAAAACUAGAAUUGAAAAAGCAGGCCUUUCAUUAAACAACAUGUCAUGCUAUUCGGCUGAUAAUGCAAGUGUAAAUUUUGGACGCUUUCAUUCUGUGUACCAAUUAUUAUAUAAGGAGAAUAAUUCAGUUCUUGCUGUGGGUUGUCCUGCGCAUAUGGUGAACAAUUCUAUAAAAAAUGCUUUAGCAAAAUGCCGUUUUGAUGUGGAAACUUUGGUUUUAAAAACUUUCAGCCAUUUUUCAUCUCAAGCAAAAAGGUGCAAAGAGUUAAAAGAUUUUUUUAAUUUCGUGGAUUUGGAAUAUAAAACUAUUUUAAGGCAUGUGCCAACUCGUUGGCUAAGUUUAUUUCCAGCCAUAGAAAGAUUACUGAACAUUUUCCCAGCCAUCAAAAAAAACUGA